AUGAAUCGAGGGGAAGUAAUGGAUCCCCGCUCAUCGGACAGCACUGGGUCCGAUCAACGGCGAGUCCAUGCCGUCCCGCCAACUCCAAUGUACCAAGGUGAAACAAAAAUAUUGGACUCACUUCUAAAAGAGGCUCAGCUGAAUCCAAGUCUGAAAGCGAGUGUCAUGAAUCACCAAGCACAGUCUAAAAGCAAAGAAGAAGAUGAAAAGCGGUUGCAAAAAAUGCUUGAAAAAUAUCAACUGGAAAUGAACAUGCAGAGAGCGAAUAGUAGGAAAGAUUUGAAUUCGUGCGGAUCAGGUGCUUCACCAAUUAGUCACUCCCAACCAUGUCUUAUUGCAAGUGGAUCUCGAUCAUCAGAUAUCCCUCCCACUGAACCCAAAAUGAGUGCGUCAGCAUACCAACGACGUGCGUCUGCAUCUGGAGAUCAAGCCCUCGACGUCCCCACUUUAAGCCAAACGAACAGAAGUGUAUCUAGCAACCAAAAGCUUAUUCAAAUUUUACGGGAGGAAAAUGUGCACUUGAAAAAAGAGCUAGACGCUUUCAAACGGAGUCUCUCAAAACUACAGCAGAUAGAAUAUUCUUAUGCUCGACUGGAAAAAGAGUACGAAUAUUUGGCGAACGAGAGGAAAAAGCAGGAAAAUCUAGAAUUGAAUGUGAUUAUUCAAUUGGAGAAAUCAGUAAAGAGACUUACCAUUGAAAGAGACGAUCUUCAAAUCCGACUAGAAAAGGCGAGUGCUGAACCAACGAUGGUGGCCAAUCUGAUGUUAAAUGAAAUUCAGCAAAGACAAGAGCUGUUUGCUUGCAAAGAACGACAAAAAAUGGAGAUUGAGGCGCAGAAUCAGACUUUGGAGGAGCAACGAAAUCAUAUUGCGAUGCUUGAGAAAGCACUAGCCAACUCGCAAGAGCGUCUUGCAAAACGAGAGAAAAAAUGCGAUGAGUUGUCAGUUGUGGUUUCGCAUGCCGACGAGUUAAGGAAGCAACUGAACGAAGUAUGGGAGGAACAGCAACGAAGGGAUCAGAUGGUUGAGUCGGAACGGGCUCAGUGGGAGAUGGAGAAGACACAGUUGAGAAUGCAACUGAACAAAGACACAUCACUCACUGGAAGUCUUAAGAGGACAACUACGCCAGGCAGUACUGAAGAUCUUAUAAGAAUGCGAAAAAGCAUUCAAUCUAAAGACGAGAAAAUUCAGCAGCUGGAGAGGAUGGUGAACGAUUUACGAAAAACCUUGGGAGACGAAACGGAGCGUCGUAAAUCAACACUAGCUACUAUUACUGACACAUUCGAAGCACAAAUUGACAAACUAAAGGAGGAAAAUUAUGAAAAAGAUCUGAUCAUAAACGAGCUUAGGUCGGAGAGGGACAAGUAUGCAGGGAUGGUGGAUAAAAAUAGUGGCGACGAGGCGUUGAGUAGGAUGGAGGAAAUCAGGCAAAAAAUACAGGAAAGGAAGAAAAAAGGACGAAUGGGAGUGACUGGAGGAUUGUCGGAACAUGCCAGAACAUCAUCCGGAUCCAUGUUGCAGCACUCAUUACAUCGAAGAUCCUCCAGUGGCUCCUCAUUCGAUCCUGUUCCAACGGCUCCAAUCCAGUAUAACAUGUUUAAAAAUACAAAUAAUAACAAGUCAAUUCAUAUGGAUAACCAGUUUCACUAA
This is a messenger RNA of Caenorhabditis remanei, 1650 nucleotides long. RefSeq lists its product as uncharacterized. Gene Ontology annotation, cellular component: cytoplasmic vesicle; bicellular tight junction; plasma membrane. Gene Ontology annotation, biological process: regulation of cell migration; actin cytoskeleton organization. The record is from RefSeq and is a predicted model, not a curated record. The transcript is spliced from 15 exons. Bases 1 to 1650 code for a protein of 549 amino acids. NCBI's taxonomy places the organism in Eukaryota, Metazoa, Nematoda, Chromadorea, Rhabditida, Rhabditidae.